This is a messenger RNA of Manihot esculenta (cassava), 1799 nucleotides long. RefSeq names its product protein IQ-DOMAIN 6. The record is from RefSeq and is a predicted model, not a curated record. NCBI's taxonomy places the organism in Eukaryota, Viridiplantae, Streptophyta, Magnoliopsida, Malpighiales, Euphorbiaceae. The transcript has 5 exons. Gene Ontology annotation, molecular function: protein binding. Bases 199 to 1515 code for a protein of 438 amino acids.
CACCUUUUAUUCAAAAGUUCAAAUUUCAAACGGCUCUCUCCUCUAAUAACACCUAACACCAACCGCUGAAACCCCAAAAUCUCCAACCCAAAACUCUCAUUCUCUAGUUAGCUUCUAUUGCCAAUUUCUGCUUCCAAAACCAGUUUUCUGAAAUCCAUUUCUGCUUUCAAGGAUUGACGAGUGAUCUGUUUCCACUAAAUGGGCACUUCAGGAAAAUGGCUCAUGUCUCUAAUCACUCUCAAAAAGCUUCCACCGACCGACUUUGGAAAACAGAGCGACAAUAAGGGCAAGAAAAAAUGGAGGUUAUGGAGGAGCUCAUCGGAGGGAUCCAUACCAUCCUCAUCGAAGGAAUUGAAAAGGGUCCAUGUAGCAUCGUCGGAGUCUUCCCUUGUCCUUGAUCAUGAGUUCGCUGCGGCCAUGGCUACUGUUGUCAGAGCUCCGCCGAGAGAUUUCAUGGUCGUCAAGCAAGAAUGGGCUGCAAUCCGGAUUCAAACAGCUUUUCGGGGCUUGUUGGCAAGACGGGCAUUGAGGGCCUUGAAAGCAGUGGUGAGGAUCCAAGCAAUAUUUCGUGGUCGGCAGGUCCGAAAGCAGGCUGCUGUAACACUGAGGUGCAUGGAAGCCCUUGUCAGGGUUCAAGCUCGAAUGAGAGCACAGGGAGCCAGAAUGUCUUCAGAAGCACAAGCUUCGCAGAAAUUAUUGGAUGAAUACAACAAUGUUGAUCCCACCAAGCAGGCUGAGCAAGGAUGGUGCGAUAGUCUGGGAACUGUGGAUGAAGUUAGAGCAAAGUUACAACUGAGGCAAGAAGGAGCCAUCAAGAGGGAGAGAGCAAUUGCAUACGCCCUCUCUCAACAGCAAUCAAGAUCAUGUGCAAGCCCAGCUAGAAGAACAAACAAGUCAGCAUCAGCUAUCAAGAAUCAAAAGCUGGAUAACAGCAGCCCUGGAUGGAGCUGGCUAGAACGGUGGAUGGCAGCCAAGCCAUGGGAAAACCGACUGAUGGAAGAAACUCAUACUGUCUUAUCAGAGACUUCAUUUUCCAGGAAAAGUGAGGAUAAAAUUGCCAAUAUCUCUUCAUAUCCAUCGAUACAUGACUCUGUAAAGGUGAUAAGAAACAAUGUCUCAACAAGAAUUCUUGCUAAGCCUCCUGUGGUCGGUCAGCAGAGUACCCGCUCAUCUUCUGCCCCAAGUUCUGAAUCCCUGUACGAUGAGAGCUCUGAUUGCACUUCAUCUACAAGUGUUUCUCCAAUUCCAUUGUCUAGCAACACCAUCGUGGUGGACAAAGGAGAAGAGAGUUGUAACCGGAAUCCGACUUACAUGAAUCUCACAGAGUCAACUAAGGCCAAGCAAAAAGGAUGCAGGCAUGUGAUGGAGGAUCAGUUUCAUAUGUUGUCAAUGCCACUUUCCAAUGGAGACGCCAAGGGCAGUGCUGGUUCCAAUCCUUCAUUUAAAGUAUGCAGGGAUCUUUACCCACCAAUCCCUUUGGGUAGACAUGAUGAGCUGAGAAAUCGGCGACACUAAGCUCGGAUUGGGAUAGUUCAGUGAUGAGUUCAACUGCUUGUUGCCCUUGACGCCAUUCAAGAAGUAUCAAAACUAGUUGAGAUAUAUACAUAUACUUGUAGUAUAAAUCUUUGGAAUGAUUGUGAUUGUAGAAUAGAAACCUGUUAAUCAAUUUGCAUUAUGUUUCAGUGAGUGUGUCUGCCAACAUCUCAUGGUGCCAAAAUGUUCUGAAGCAGCUAGUAAAGUAAGAUGUGGAUUUUUCAAGUACUCGUAGUGAAUUUGAUGAUGAAUUGGUGUUUCACUGA